CUAACCCGCCCUCCUCAUUCCUCAAACAACCGUGAACCGAAUCCCCCGACCUAUAUAAGUGCAAUUUGUUCACUUUAACUCAACCUUCCACCACAACUAGGGUUUUGCAAAAGCCCUUUUGGUUUCUUCUCUCCUCUCCAUCUCUUUCUCUUUCAACAGCUAGCUUUCACUUCCUUUUCAUCCCUAAAAUGGGCAAGUCAAGCAAGAAAUCGAUCCCCAAGGUCGACGCAGCUCCUGCUGUAGUCCCAUCGUCUAAGUCUGCCAAAAAAGGCAAGAGGGAAGCUGUAAAUGAGUUGGAGAAGCAACUCAGUGCUAAGAGGCAGAAAAGAGAUGAAGCUGUAGAGCAGACUGUUCAGAAACUGAAGAGUGAAGUGAAGACGCAAAAGAAGAAAAAGAAAGAGGAAACAAGUAGUUCUGAUGAUUCUUCUUCAUCGGACUCUGAAAAAGAAGAGAAGCCUGCUCCAAAAAAACUGGCCGUUGCUGCUAAAAAUGGUACUGCUGUUGCCCCUGCUAAGAAAGGCAAGGAGGCUAGCAGUUCGGAUUCUUCGGAUUCAGAUUCUUCACUUGAUUCUGAUGAUGAUAAAGGUCCAAAGGCUAAGGUAACUGCCUUAUCAAAAAAGUUGCCUGCAGCUGCUGCCAAGAAUGGUCCAGUAUCUGUUCCGAAGAAGAAAGAUGACUCGGGUGAUAGUUCAGAUUCAGAUGAGACAGAGUCAGAAGAGGAAGAGCCCAAGAUUCCUUCAGUUGUAAAACCAAGUGCAAAAGCCACUAAAGAGGAAAGUGAUAGUUCGGAGGAGGAUGACAGUGAUACUGAAAAUGAUAGCAAGCCCUCAGAGAAGCAAACGGUAAAAAAAGUUCUUGACAAAGAUGAUAGUGACAAUGAUAGUUCUGAGGAAUCUGAUGAGGAGCCUCAAGAGAAAAAGAAAGUUCAGCCCAAGGCUCCAUUGAUUGGUGGAAAACCAAGUGCUAAGAGUGCUCAAGAUGAAAGUGAUAGUGAUAGUUCAGAUGAUGACAGUGACACUGAAGAUGAUAUCAAGCCUGCUGGUAAACAAAUGGUAAAAAAAGUUCUUAACAAAGAUGAUAGUGAGGAUGAUAGUUCUGAGGAAUCCGAUGAGGAGCCUCAAAAGAAAAAUGUGAAAGUCUUGCCCAAGGUUCCUUUGAUUGGUGGAAAACCAAGUGCAAAAACGUCUCAAGAAGAAAGUGAUAGUGAUAGUUCAGAGGAUGAGGAUAGUGAUGCUGAAGAUGAUCACAAGCCCUCGGGGAAACAAACGCCUGCUAAAGACACAAAGAAAGGAAGCACUCUAGAGGAGGAAUCUGAGGAGGAAGAUACAGAAGAGUCUGAUGAAGAACCCUCUAAGACUCCAAACAAAAAUGGCGCUGAUGUAGAAAUGGUUGAUGCUGUUUCACCAAAGACUAAGCAGAAUGAUUCGAAAUCUGGAAAGAAAACUCCACAAACCCCUGCUACUCCUCUAGGUCAGAAUACAUCUAAGACCCUGUUUGUUGGCAACCUAUCAUUCAAUGUUGAGCGAGCAGAUGUUGAAAACUUCUUCAAAGAUGCCGGCGAAGUUGUUGACAUUCGCUUUUCUUCUGAUGCUGAUGGGAGGUUCAAGGGCUUUGGGCAUGUUGAAUUUGCCAGUGCAGAAGCAGCACAGAAGGCUAUGGAAUUGAAUGGUGAGGAUUUGCUUGGUCGUGCUAUAAGACUUGAUUUUGCUCGUGAAAGGGGAGCCUAUACCCCAUACGACAGCAAAGAGAGUAGCAAUUCAUUCCAAAAGGGAGGAAAGACCAAUACGGCAUAUGUGCGAGGUUUUGAUAAAUCUCUUGGGGUGGAUGAGAUUAGGGGUGAACUGGAAAAUCAUUUUGGCUCUUGUGGAGAGAUUACGAGGUUGUCCGUUCCAAAAGAUUAUGAUACUGGUGAUAUUAAGGGGUUUGCUUACAUAGACUUCAACAAUGGUGAUGGUUUGGGCAAUGCCCUAGAGCUAAAUGGAUCUGAACUGGGAGGUUAUUCCUUGAUGGUGGAAGAGGCAAAACCACGUGAUGGUGCAGGUGGUGGUAGAGGUGGUGGAGGGAGGAGUGGCGGUGGCAGGAGUGGUGGUAGAGAUAGUGGUGGUCGAUUUGGUGGUGGAAGACGUGGAGGUGCUCGAGGGGGUGGGGGCCGUUUUGGUGGUGGGGGCCGUUUUGGUAGUGGUGGGAGAGGGCGUGGAACGCCAUAUAAGCCGAGCUUGGCUGGAACUGGAAAGAAGACAAAGUUUGAUGAUGGUGACGAGUGAAGAAGGACGGUCUGGCCUUUUUCUUUCGAUUUUGUUAAAUGGAAAGCGAUUUGUUUACUAGUUUUGGUAAUUUUAUAUAAAAGAUUAGAAGGUGUAUGGUUCUGACUGCAAGAAGUUGAUUAUAGAUCUUUAGAACGUUGUAAUGCAACAAGUUGUGCAUUUGGUUGGUUACCUGAACUCCUCCGCAUCUAUUUUUUUUUGAGUUAUGAUAUUUUCUAUUUAUUGCUAUGACUUAUAAAAAAGGGUCAAAUUCAUUA
Molecule: messenger RNA, 2521 nt
Organism: Juglans microcarpa x Juglans regia
Lineage: Eukaryota; Viridiplantae; Streptophyta; Magnoliopsida; Fagales; Juglandaceae
Product: nucleolin 2-like
Exons: 19
Coding region: 189-2264 (691 amino acids)
Molecular function (GO): RNA binding
Source: RefSeq, a predicted model, not a curated record